Molecule: messenger RNA, 1377 nt
Organism: Lindgomyces ingoldianus
Lineage: Eukaryota; Fungi; Ascomycota; Dothideomycetes; Pleosporales; Lindgomycetaceae
Exons: 3
Coding region: 1-1377 (458 amino acids)
Source: RefSeq, a predicted model, not a curated record
AUGCGCAGCUGGGAAUUCAUUAACCAAGGUCCUCACAAUACCCGUCUAAGCGAAUCAGAUAUACGCACCGUUCAAAAGGUCUCUAGACGCGUCGGCGCCGCAACUCGCAGAGAGCAGGGAGUGCAAGCUCGAAUCAACACCUUACAGGUUCCAGAUUUUCUCACACAACAAAAACAACAUCCCCUUCGAUUUCCCCCCCCGAUAUCCUUUCUACCCCAUCGGCGCGAAUUCCCUAGUGAAAUGUCUAUCCUUUUGCAGCCUGAUCUCACAGCAAAUCUUCUGUGCCACGCUGCGGCUAGCGACGCAGCCAUAAAUCCAAGGAGAUGGAUUAAAAUCUGUCGACUAGCCAAUGACUCGAUUCUCCACACCCUUCCUCAAAUAUAUGGCUACAGUAAAUGUCUGGAUAAUUCCAUCGACUGUGUCGUCAUGCGUGUCCGCUGCAGUUUGCAGCAAGGUGCGGAAGUUCAAUUACGGGAAUCAGAGGAGCUUCGGAUCACGCAAAUGUACGGUCGAGCAAUUAGAAGUUUAUCAAACGCCAUCACUUCGCCAGAAGUGAACUGGGAUACAUGCCAUCGCGCCUGGAUCAUGCACUCCCGCGGUGCGUUUGAUAUUCUAGAAGCACUCGGGCCAGAAAAUAUCACUACAGAAGUCGAGAAAGACAUUCUCAUAGCACAAGCUGAACUUAUGAUUCUAGAAGCCUGUUUCGCGAAUGUGGCCAUAUUCUUUGACAAGCUGGAAUGGCAGAAUGCCCUUCAAUCAACCGUUAUUCCUGGGUCCUACCUAGGAGAUCGUUCUGAGACCGUGGUGUCGUUCUGGAUGGUUUCAGCUUGCGCUCCAGGCCUAUUCAAGAGAGCCACGGAGGUUAUCAUGACCCAGCAACACGACCAAAGAGAGGAAAUCAUAUCCAAACUCCGCGACUUGUUGAGUAACUACUCAAGGUGGUAUACAAAGUGGAAUCAUGAGCUCAGGAUUAGCGAAGCGCCUGAGGAGCAAACCGCUUUCCUCAACAACCCUACUUUGCUGCAACGGAUCGGGACCCUUACCAGAUUCCUCGCAUACCUAGCUCUAACAAAUCGAUUUCUAUUUGCAAUGCGUCCAGAUCCGGCCUCGGGCGCUGAAGAGGAAGCAACCAGAGCAGCAGCUCGGGUGAUACAGCUUGCCGAAUUGUUAGGCGCCGACUCAGUUCCCAAAUUACGCAUGAAAAUUGCACUGAGAAUUGCACAUUCUAUCCAGGAAACUGCACAGGAUUGGUCAAACCCGGAAUUGCAAUAUUCUCAAGGCUUUUUUGAGACUGUUGAGCCGAGUUUAUUCGUUGCUUGGUGCUCAUUGCUAGGUCGAGCGACGGGUGGACCCGUUGCUUGUAUCGAUACAAUUUAG